Messenger RNA from Lampris incognitus (smalleye Pacific opah), 1575 nucleotides. RefSeq names its product prolyl 4-hydroxylase, alpha polypeptide III (gene p4ha3). Lineage: Eukaryota; Metazoa; Chordata; Actinopteri; Lampriformes; Lampridae. Gene Ontology annotation, cellular component: endoplasmic reticulum. The record is from RefSeq and is a predicted model, not a curated record. The transcript has 13 exons. Gene Ontology annotation, molecular function: L-ascorbic acid binding; iron ion binding; protein binding. Gene Ontology annotation, biological process: peptidyl-proline hydroxylation to 4-hydroxy-L-proline. Bases 1 to 1575 code for a protein of 524 amino acids.
AUGUGUGAUGGCGAGAUGUAUACGUCGCUUUUGAACGUCAAGCAGGUAAUCGAUGUUGAACGAAGGCUAAUGGGUUUUCUAAGGACCUACAUUGACCAGGAAUUGGAGAGACUGGAAGACAUCAAACGGUUCUAUGCCAAGGUAUCUGACUUGCACAAUGAAGUUUACAAUGGACCGGCAACUGCAUUAGCCAACCCAUUGGUGGCUUUCACCCUGAUCAAGCGCUUGCAGUCUGAGUGGCUGAAUGUGGUGUACAGCGAUGAAGCCAUGGAGAGCAUACAAGCCCUCAGGUCCAGUUACGAGGAGGUGGAGUCCAGUCUCCCCAAACUGGAGGACCUUAAGGGGGCUGCUAAGGGGCUGAUGAGACUCCAAGACGUGUACGCUCUUCAAGUCAAGAGCCUCGUGAUGGGUCGCUUCCAGAGAGUCACUAAUGGAAACCCUAUUGACAUCUACAUGCCCACAGUAUCUAUCCCGCUCUCUGGGGAUGACUGCUUUCUGGUUGGGAAGGUAGCCUAUGAGCAGGGAGAUUACUACCAUUCAGUGCAGUGGUUUGCAGAGUCUGUGCGCCUCUUCAGAGGAACAGGCAGCGGGUGGAGCCCAGAGCAUGAAGGGACUCUGGAGGACGCUCUGGAUCACCUGGCUUUCUCUCACUUUAAGACAGGAAAUGUUUCAUACGCAUUGAGUUUGUCUCAGGAGUUGCUCCACCGUGAUCCAAUGAAUGGGAGAGUUCUGCAGAACAUUGAGAAAUAUGAGAAGUUGCUCGUCAACAGUCCACCCUUACUUAUCCAUGAUGGUGGUUUGAAAAGGCCCAACUCCACUUAUCUGAGAACCAGGAAUGCUUACGAGAGACUCUGUCAGACCCAAGGCACCCAGCCAAAGAAUUACGAAAACCCCAGAUUGUUCUGUGACUAUUUCACCAACGGCGGUCCAGGGCUGCUCCUUCAGCCAAUAAGACGUGAAGUGCUGAGCCUGCAGCCAUACGUGGUCCUUUAUCACCACUUCGUCACAGACAACGAGGCAGAGACGGUCAAAGUAUUCUCCCAGCCAGGUUUAAGAAGAUCUGUCGUGGCAUCUGGAGAGAAACAGGAAACAGCAGACUAUCGAAUCAGCAAGAGUGCAUGGCUGAAAGCCUCUGCACACCGCAUUAUAGGGCAGCUGGACCAGCGAAUCUCCAUGGUCACGGGUCUGAAUGUACAUCCGCCAUAUGGCGAGCACCUCCAAGUUGUAAACUAUGGGAUAGGUGGUCAUUAUGAGCCUCAUUUUGAUCAUGCUACGUCAACAUCAAGCCCCUUGUUCAAGCUUAAAACUGGGAAUCGAGUCGCAACCUUUAUGAUAUAUCUCAGCUCUGUUGAGGCGGGCGGCUCAACAGCCUUCAUCUACGCCAACUUCAGUGUUCCUGUUGUGAAGAAUGCUGCCCUCUUCUGGUGGAAUCUUCAUAAGAAUGGUGAAGGGGAUGGAGACACCCUGCAUGCUGGAUGUCCUGUGCUUGCUGGGGACAAAUGGGUGGCCAACAAAUGGAUCCACGAGUAUGGCCAAGAGUUCCAACGACGCUGCAGCCUUAAUCCUGAGGAGUGA